Haplochromis burtoni (Burton's mouthbrooder) is the source of this 2390-nucleotide messenger RNA. It is a transcript of the gene mab21l1, whose product is annotated as mab-21-like 1. The coding region runs from base 419 to 1498 and encodes 359 amino acids. Lineage: Eukaryota; Metazoa; Chordata; Actinopteri; Cichliformes; Cichlidae. The record is from RefSeq and is a predicted model, not a curated record. The transcript has a single exon.
GUGUGUGUGUGUGUGUGUGUUCCCGUUGUAAAACACAGCAAUACCGGGCGUCUGCGUCAAGAGGACACACUCCACUCUGCGCAAUUACGCGGACUCUUAACUGGCACAGUGAUCAGACAAAAACGAAAAAGGCAUUUCUACUGAACAAGACUGAAAUGGACUUUUAAUCACAACACCCUUCUAAUUUCGAGGACUUGCUUUGAACACUUCAAUGCAGUUUACGGCACACCAGCUGUGAAUGUUGUGAUAUGAUUUUUACGCGUGUGCUCUGAGCACAGCUUGUUUGUUUUAUAAAUAUACUUUUUUCUUUUUAGAUAGCUUUCUUUCUUCUCUAAAAUUGGCUCCCGUACAAACAGCCGCGUUGGAUCCCUCGGCUUACUGCGAGACUCCGGUGUAUAACCCGGAUCUCUGCCCUAAUAUGAUAGCCGCCCAGGCAAAGUUGGUGUAUCACCUCAACAAAUACUACAACGAGAAAUGUCAGUCUCGGAAAGCAGCCAUCGCCAAAACCAUCCGAGAGGUGUGCAAGGUGGUUUCGGAUGUCCUGAAGGAGGUGGAGGUGCAGGAGCCCCGCUUCAUCAGCUCUCUCAGCGAGAUGGAUAAUCGUUUCGAGGGACUGGAGGUCAUUUCGCCCACUGAAUUCGAGGUUGUGCUCUAUCUGAAUCAGAUGGGAGUAUUCAACUUUGUGGACGACGGGUCCAUUCCCGGCUGCGCCGUCCUCAAACUCAGCGAUGGCCGCAAGAGAAGCAUGUCUCUGUGGGUCGAAUUCAUCACAGCCUCCGGUUACCUCUCUGCGCGCAAGAUCCGGUCGAGAUUUCAGACACUGGUGGCGCAGGCAGUAGACAAAUGCAGCUACAGAGAUGUUGUCAAAAUGGUCGCUGACACGAGUGAAGUGAAGCUGCGCAUUAGAGACAGAUAUGUGGUACAAAUCACGCCAGCUUUCAAGUGCACUGGCAUCUGGCCACGGAGCGCUGCGCACUGGCCCCUGCCUCACAUUCCCUGGCCGGGACCUAACAGGGUGGCAGAAGUCAAAGCGGAAGGUUUCAAUCUUUUAUCCAAAGAGUGCUACUCCCUGAACGGCAAGCAGAGCUCAGCAGAGAGUGACGCCUGGGUCCUGCAGUUCGCCGAGGCCGAGAACCGACUCCUUCUGGGUGGAUGCAGGAAGAAGUGCUUGUCUGUCCUCAAAGCGUUGCGAGACCGUCACCUCGAACUGCCCGGGCAACCUCUGAACAACUACCACAUGAAAACCUUGGUUUCCUACGAGUGUGAGAAGCAUCCCAGGGAGUCGGACUGGGAUGAGAACUGCCUCGGCGAUCGCCUGAACGGGAUACUAUUGCAACUUAUUUCGUGUUUGCAGUGCAGAAGGUGCCCUCAUUAUUUCCUGCCCAAUUUAGACCUGUUUCAAGGAAAACCUCACUCUGCUCUAGAGAAUGCAGCCAAACAGACUUGGCGACUGGCGAGAGAAAUACUGACCAACCCCAAAAGCUUGGAGAAACUCUGAGGUAAAAAUAAAAUAUAUUAGUUCACCUCGUCUUAAAAAUGUUUUGAAGAGGCCUAAUGAGCUCCUAAACGGACACAAAAUAUUGCCAACCGAUUUGCAAGUCUUGUGAAAUGUGACUGUCCUCUGUUGUUAUGUUUUGGCCUAGCCUGUUUCAAGAUGAUUUUCUUUUUUAAAUAACAGCCUAGCUUGUCACUCUCCCCGUGCACCUUUUGGAGGUGUCAAUACUUAAAUUUAAAUUAUUGGCUAAUCCAGGAGGCCACCUCAGAAGUGGUUCCUUCCCUCUCCGUGUCACACGGCUGCCUAAAUCCUGCAUUUCCUUAAACGCUUUAGAAUAAAGCCCGAGACAACCUUUGGAAAAACAAAAAAACACAUCUGUACAUUUUAUACUGUAAAUACAUUCAUAGAUUGUGAUUCGAGUGGUCUGAAAUUGUGAAUGUUGUUCUGUGACACGUAAAUAGGAUCCACCUGUUUAAAUCUACUUCUGAACUUUUUUUUCUUUAUCUGGUAGAAACGUUUUUAAUUUAUACUUGCAUCAGUGGUAGUCUGAUUCACCUGUUUCAAUGGACUUUUUCUAAUUUUUAAAAGUUUACAUUUUGAUGGUAGGCGUACGGCAUUUUGUUACAUUGAAAACAUUCCAUCGAUUUACUUGAAUUAUUAUUUAAAGUACAAACAUUUGAAUUGUUUUUUCUCUACCGUGCUUAGGCCUACAUGAUUUAAAAAAAGAAAAGAAAAGAAAAGAAAAUGAUAACAUAUAUAUAGUAUAAAUAUAUAUUACAGUUUAAUUGGAAAAAAAUGCACUUGAAAUACACUGGAUUAUAACAUCUGUGAUCUGUUUUUUUUUAUUUCUGUCUUUGAUCUAAUUUAAAGAGCUAAUAAAACGAGCUGUUUUAUA